AUGAGCUUGUCCGCGGCCCAAAUUCCAGAGCAUCCGGAUAUUUCCGAUGUUCUGGAGUACUUGCAGCGAGAACCUGUAAUGCUUCGCGCAUUACAGGAAUACAUCCGCAAAAAGGAGCAGGCUGAGAACUUGCUCCUGACCCGCUUGGAGGAGGCGGAGAGGAGGCCGGAGGUCGAAGGGCGAAGUGGAGAGGAACCGGUACCUCAGGUACCGGCAUUUAACAUUGAAGAAGCAGAGUGGGCCCCUCUGCCCGAAACUGAUGAUGAGGCCGAGAACUGGCCAUCGGGUGCAGAGUGGGCUCCUCUGCCUGAUGAUGACAGCGAUGAACCUGAGGUACCGGCAGCACCAAUGGAGACAGAUGCGGAUGCAGAACCGGUUGAAGUGUUUCGCGAACUCGUUCUAAGAAUGAGAACGAUUAAAAUUCCGGUUCUCGCGACGCAUGGGUCGCUGGCUGCGGCAGUACCGGAAGAAUUUCACCCCGCUGAUUUAGGGGACCUUCCGGAGCAGCUCCGACGGGAGUUGCUAGCGCCGCAGGCAGAACCAUACACGGUGGUUCAGGCAAAUGAGGACAGCAACAUCGUGUGUGGUAUCUGCGGCAGGCAGUUUGGAACGCUCAAAGGGUGGCGUAUUCACGCCUCACGGAUGCAUAAGCAGGACGGAUUUUGCGCUCGCUGUGGCCAUUACGUCCUGCUGCCACCCGAAUUCACGGCCGCACAAAGAACAGCGGCACUGGAAAUUCACGCUCUCGAUUGGUGCCCGAGAGCGUGUGCGGCCGUGAUCAGCGAAAGGCAGGCCAAUGAUACUAACGGGCCUCCCCCACGCAGCCGAACUGUUACUGCCUGUCCCAGCUCUCCAUUCCUCUGCCCAAUGAAGUACAGCCAAGCGGGUUAG
Messenger RNA from Brugia pahangi, 891 nucleotides. The record is from the annotation of a GenBank genome assembly. NCBI's taxonomy places the organism in Eukaryota, Metazoa, Nematoda, Chromadorea, Rhabditida, Onchocercidae.